This is a messenger RNA of Ylistrum balloti, 7577 nucleotides long. RefSeq names its product polypeptide N-acetylgalactosaminyltransferase 13-like. NCBI's taxonomy places the organism in Eukaryota, Metazoa, Mollusca, Bivalvia, Pectinida, Pectinidae. The transcript has 10 exons. Bases 27 to 1880 code for a protein of 617 amino acids. The record is from RefSeq and is a predicted model, not a curated record. Gene Ontology annotation, cellular component: Golgi apparatus.
CAUCUGAUGUCUAUAUUCUUCCCAGUAUGAGAUUACGGACACGGUACGUAAUCUCCUGUGUUGGGAUUUUGUUCCUUGUGUGUACUUAUGAAGUGUAUUUCAACUCCGGGAGCGCUAGGGAUCUCAUACGCUCCGUCUCAGGGGAGCAAUUUCAACACGACGAUGGAAACUUUCUACACGGGGGGAGAGGCAUCCGUCGAAGAGUAAAGGUUAGAAGAGAGGAUACUGUUCAGUUUGUGUCAGAUCGUCCCCGACCUCCUCUGUCUCUUAACAGCAGCAGUCAGGGGGUCGUGAUGAUUACAGCAGACGAAUAUAGAAAAAACAAAGACUUAAAAUCGGGUAAUCCUUUAAUAGACAACUAUGGAUUGAAUGACCUACAUCGUACAGGAGAAAUGGGCCGAGGGGUUACGUUUGUAGGCACAGAAAAGAAAAAAGUGGCUGAAGUGAUUGAGAAGUACCACCUCAAUGUGAUAGCUAGUGACUUGAUUCCACUGAACAGGAUGGUACCGGAUUCUAGACUGACGAGUUGUGCGUCCAGGACUUACGAACAUGACCUCCCGACCACAAGCGUGAUCGUACCGUUCUUUGACGAAUGGCCGUCCAUCCUGCUCCGUACGGUGUACAGCAUCGUCAACAGAACGCCGCGCCAUCUUCUACAGGAAGUUAUCCUCGUGGACGACGGAAGUGAGAUGGAGGAGCUUAAGAAACCCUUAUCAGAAUACAUCAAGAACAACUUCCCGUCAGGCCUGGUGAAACUGAUUCGGCUUCCGGUCCGGGUUGGUCUAAUCAAAGCCAGGAUACAAGGCUGGAAGACCUCUAAGGGACAGACCGUUGUGUUUUUUGACAGUCACAUGGAAGUCAAUAUCGACUGGGUACAGCCGCUUCUUACUGAAAUAAAGAAAAACAGGAAGACGGUGGCUAUGGGUGUUCUAGACUAUGUCAACAGCGAGACGUUUGAAUAUCGGUUUAACGAGGGCUACCUAACGCGAUACGGGUUUGACUGGAGGCUGGUGUUUUUUGAGACGUUCUUCAGACAGGACCAAGUAGGGGUCACGGAAGAUGCACCACGUCCGGGCGCUGUAAUGGUCGGGGCUGCUUACGCCAUCGAUAGCAAAUACUUUGGACAGAUUGGGACUUAUGACGAAGGGAUGAAAGUGUGGGGAGGAGAAAAUCUUGAGAUGGCUUGGAGGGUUUGGAUGUGCGGAGGGAGGUUAAUCCAUUUACCAUGUUCGCACUUGGGACACAUUGCCCGUACCCAGCCUUACAGUUUCCCUGGUGGUCGUCACCACAUCGAGGUGUAUAAUUACAGGCGGGCAGUAGAGGUGUGGAUGGAACCUCGAUAUAAAAACUUCAUCUAUGAUCACUUCCCGGACAUGAAGACUAUGGAUUCCGGCGACAUAUCGGAAAGACUGAAAUUGAAGGAGCAGUUAAAGUGUAAAAAUUUCACGUGGUAUAUGGACAAUAUUUGGCCAGAGCUGGCUAUAUUUGACAGAAACGUGUUUGCCUGGGGAUCAGCUCGAAAUCUCCAGGACAACCGCUGCCUAGACAACCAUCAGUACUUGUUUCAGGCUCCAGAAAAUUUAUUUUUAGAAACUUGCCACUAUCAUUUAGCAUCACAGGGGUUUUCCUGGAGGGAGGACAAGCUCCUACAGACAUCUCUUCAGUGUGUGGUACUGAAGCAAAUGUAUGAUGGGGCGAGGCCUAUGCUUGAAGACUGCAUAAUCGGACCACGUGACACUUGGAUACACGAGAAGAAUGGGUUUAUCAAGCACGAAAGAAGUGGUUUGUGCAUCGAUAUGGAUCUCCAGGGACCAGUAAUGAGGACGUGUCAACCAACUGCAAUAUCUCAGAAAUGGCAGUUUAAUAACUACAAUUAUUGAUCACCGUCCAGCAUAAUCAACCACAAUUGUCUGUGUAGUAAAAGGCAGUCAAGUCGGACCAUAGUCCAUACAAAUGUAAUGUAUGUGUGGGUAUUUUUAUAGAAAUGUUUUUAACUUAUGGAAGUUUGAUAUAAUGUCUGGUGCGCCUUUGCAGGUGAAUGCAAUGAAGUGAUUUUUCGGUAUAAUUUGAAAUGAACUACAUACCUUUUGCAGCACCAUUUACUGCCAUUUUUUGUGUACUGUUAUGUAGGUAUUUGUAACAAGUACUUAACAAUGAAUCUGAAGUAGAUUUACUUCAUUUCAUAUGAUUCCUUGACCGACAUACAUCCAAGAUUUUCUUGUCUGGACUUUCAAUUGUUUAAUUAUUGAAUCAUUUACAUAGCUCAGCAAUGUGUAGUAUGUUUAUUUCGCUUUUUCAUAAUGAAUUCUGCAUUGAAGUAUACUUGAAAAAUAUAUCUUAACAUUAUUUAUUACGCUGAUAAAACUUUCCCCAUUUCACGUCGUUUGUAUUGAAAUGUCGGUGUUGGAUAAGUUUAAUGACUUAAAAGUAUUUUAGUUAACCCGUCUGUCCUGUUUUAUUAUCUCGGUAUUAUAGCAGACAAUUGAUUUUUCCUAGUUUCUUUCAAUAUCUGUCAAUUUUGAUGUGAUGUGUGUUUGUAUGUGUACUUGUCUAUGAAUCAUAACAGACAAUUAAUUUUCUUCUAGUUUCUAUCAAUAUCUGUCAAUUUUGAUGUGAUGUGUGUGUGUAUUUGUACUUGUCGUAAAUUUUAAUAGGGUAAUGCAUUAAAGUAAUUUCAAUAUUUUGCGUGUAUUUAUGGAAACUCUAUAAGGGUUUAGUAAAAUGAUAAGUUAAAAUUCCUCGUUUCAGAAUCUUCAUGUUACGAGUAAGCUUCCUUAUAUACGUAUUGUAUAUCAUUCGUAUCUAUAUAGGAACAGAGACAUUCUUACAUUGUAUGUCGCUAUCGGAUCAGGUAUCUAUUUCGAUAUGGGAGACAGUGUUAAAUUCAUUAUGUACUUAGUCUAAGCAUUACUGAUCGAUGGAAAUCAAAAUCUUAACAACUAUCUUCACAUAUAUAUAUGAUAUCGAUUGCUUUACUCCGAUUUGAUGGCUCUGGAGGGGAAAUAAUUCAGUUAUUGAUAAGAUAUUAAUAUGAUUACGGAAACAGUAAAUAUUAGAUGUUGUCGUCAUGAGACCAUUUCUGGUUUCUUAGUUACAUAAUUAAGCUUUACUCGCACAAAAAUUUGUUUUAAGUCAUUUUCCUUUACCUGUUUGAGAAAAAGACAAGAAGUGAAAUGAAACACCCGGACUCUCUGGUUCGUUUCGUUGAAAAAGCAUUAAUCUUGAUUGUACAUGUAAUAUAUUUAGUUUGCAUGAAAAAAAAAAUGUAAUGUAACGUUUAAUGUCAUAUAAUUAAUUGUCAGGUUUUAUAAAGGUCAUAUUGUUAUAUCAGUCACUAUGUGGACAAACAUAAACGGUGUUCAUCAACAUACAUUGGCAUUACAUUUGACAUUUUCAUGCCAAUGAAAUUAAAUAUAUAUAUAUCGGUGUGACACCUGUUCUUACCAUUGAUAGACUAAGGUCUCCGUUACUGGAUGAAGUUUGGUAACAGGGUAUCAGCAGUGUGCUAUUGUAGGAUAUUUGUAACGACUUAAUUGCGUCCCAGGUGUUGAUAAGUCUGUGUAUAUGUUUUUUUCAGUAUCUCAAGGUGUAAUGAAAUAUAAUUAGGUUGUGCUCCUGUCAUAAUUCACCACCAUAUGAUAUUGCAUGCACAUUUUGAAAUGGUUAAUUACGUAUAAUGAAUGUGUUGUUUCAUUUCUGACCCAAAUGUUGUGAACGUUCAUUUUGCCGCGGUAGUAGAACAUAAUUCAUAACAUUUUUAAUUAAAAAAAAAUCCGAGUCAUUAUGCAUCAUGUAAUAGAUGUCAAGAGAGGACAUUACUCAUGACACGAGUGGACAUUCUGAUAAGUUGUCAUGGUAACGGAGUGUAUAGUAGACAAUGAUAUAAUCCAAAAUUAUGUAGAAUUAAGUACACCGAUGUAUGCGUGAAAGAAUUUACAUACUCGUUAACUGCAAUAUAUUGUAAUACAUAUUUAAGGUAAAGGUGUCUUUGCAUGAGUUUUAUUUAUAGUGACCAGGGUGCAUUUCACACAUUUUUGAUAAUAAGAAUUCUCCAUUACAAAAUGAUAACGUGAAAUUGAUAUAGCAUUCCAAUUCUAAAUGGCACCAUUGUGUAUCGGUGUCUAGAUCCCAAAAUCUGAUGUGAUUGGUGUUUGCUCUAGUAUUCCCGGUGGUUUCAUUACUACCAUCCUUGUAUCACUAUUUGAUAUGACCUAAUUGAUGGAAUACAGUAAUUGUUUCUGAACACUCAAAUUGAGAUAAUUAGAUCGUAAACCAUUGACAUGUAUAUUCACCAGUUAUGUUACUGAUAAUUCAUUACCUAUGUGUGUCCGUCCCGUGCUGAAAAAUAUCAUAUCAUGAGAACUUCUUUUAAAACAGAUUUGGGUCAUAUUUACCCUAUGAUUUUAUAGCACCAAGUUUUAUUCUUUAUAUAGGCAAAUGUCAAAGCAAAAAUGGUCAAAGAUGACAUUUGACAACAUCUACAAAUCCAUCAAACAAUACUUUGUAUAUGCAUAGGAGCCGGAGCAUUCAUGUCUUACAGUAAUUAUUGUUAUACUGGAAUAAGAAUAGCCGGUAAAACGAUCGGAGGAUAUUUUAACAAUAUAUAAUUUCUCCCUUUUGCAAUAUAUUUAAAGUAUCUAAAAUGAGUUUUCAUUUCAUUUGAGAUUUAAUGAUAGAGGCUUUGAUUUUUAUUCAUUUUUCGGACCUCGGCAGGCAGAAAUGAAAACUUCGAGACGAGUUUCAUUAAAUCUCAUAUAGAAUUAAAACAAAUUAAAGACACAUUUUAUCACAAAACAGUAACAUUUCAACUGCUUAAAAAGAAAUUUUGAAGGAGAAAAUCAAACGGAGGCAGCAGUUAUGUUGCGCCAUUUUCAACUCGUAACGUAACAUUAUUGUCCAUAUGACACCAAAAGCGAUUUCUAACUGGCGCGCAGCCAAUGUAAAAUGUUCUAUGGUUCAUUGCGUCAGUAAUAUAGGAUAAAAAACAAUAUUGUUCUCACAUUUUGCAUUACAUCUAAAUUAGUGUAAAUGUUUGUUAUUAUUGUAUAGGGUAAUUUGAUUACAGGGUGCAUUUGAUUUUAUCAAUAUGUGUAUUUGCCUGUACUAAGUUUUUUAACAGUUACGAUUUUAAUGUAGCAUAUGGAAAGUAAAUAUGCAUGAUUUGAUGUGUACAAUGUUUUUUAUAUCAAAAAUAUAAUUUGGAGUAUGAAUAUCAGUAUAUCAGUAUAGAAAAAAGUAUAUAAAAAGGAUGUAGGGAUAUAAAUCAUACUUAUAUAUAAAACAAAUUAAGGGAGUGUUAUUAUCAGUUUGUCAUAUAGUUUACAUCUGCAAUAGUCUAAGACGAGAAAAUAUCUCGUAAUAUGAGGAUGACACAUUUCCUGUAUACACAGUAUACUAAAUAUGUGUAAUUAUGUAACUUUGAAAUGCCCUGUAAUUCAUUAUCUUGCCAUGAAACGUAACUGAAGUUCUGAGAAUAUUUUUCUAUUUUUGAAACUGGAUACAUGUCAUGUUAUUAAAAUUGAUAUAAACUUCUAAAUAGUAUAUGGUUGAAAUAAUGAUUCUAUAAAAUUAUAUUUUCUGUAUUUAUAUUACGACAUAACAAAAACAAAAAUAAUGAAAGGAAUUUGAAAGUGUUUAGGUUAUUUAUAGACAGGGUAAGUAAUACAGUCAUAAUUGUGAUAAUUAAUCCAACAUCAUCAGAAUCAUCUGUAUACACGUGUCGUUAUUGUUAAGUCAUUCAUCACGAUGCUUAUGUUAGGAGUUGAACCUUAAAAAAUGCUAUCCAACUUUGCUUCACUGCCAUAUCAGUUUAACUUAUACAUGAAUAGUUUAUAGUCUGUACACAUAAAGUCAGUGUAAUCUUCCCUAGGGAAAUACUUAUAAAAACAUCGGAAUCCAACUAGGUAAUUGUUCGUUGAAUACAUUCAUUUUCUCUUCAGAAUAAGGAAAUGUUAAUUUUGUUUUAUAUACUUUUAUGCAUCCUCCAUCUUUUCACAUUAACAGCCAAAAGAAUUAUGUGAAUAGAUAUGGUCACCGUAUGGUGAGCUCUAAUACAUUUUCCAAAGAUAUUAAUACAUAGACAUAAUGACGACACACAUGAAAAAUACAGCAUGACAUUAUAUAUAAAAAAUUGGGGGAUACAAAAACAUGAUUUGUCAGAAAAUAUAAUUAUCACUGAUGAAACGCAUGGGUGGGGGCGUAAAACUCCGCCACUUAAGCUUAUCUCCCCUUCAGAAGAGGAUAUCAAAAGGAAAUACAACUUUUGUUCUAUGUCCUUUUAUCUGUAUAUUUUAAAUAGUUGUUUUAAAGAUUUGGCAAAUGAUUUGUUGUCUUUUUAUAUGAAACCAACUUUAAAAUGUCGUAUUUAUUUUGAAUCCGGUAUCAAAACACUCUUAGUGAUUAGAAACUUACUUACACAAAAGGAACACUUCAUUUUUUCUGUAUGGAUUUGUAUAUAUAUGUACAUACUGAGUUAUUGCUUAACAUGAAUGACCAUAUUUACAAAAAAUAUGAAUUAUUUCUUGUGUUCAUAAUCGCUAAUCUUUUUGAAGAUUUUUGGUGAUGUUUGAAAAUAAAUCCUUGUAAUAGAUCCUCCUAGUUCAGUCAGAUCUCAUGAAUUCAGUAUGUAAAAUAAAUCCCUGUAAAUAACUACAUUUUAUUAUUGUAAUACUUUUAAAGGAGCUGGUUGUUAAGUAAAUACCUGAUCAUUCUUUAGUGCCAUAUUUUAGAGGGUGACCUUGUUCUAUCCGAACGUUUAUUGUUAUAAAUCGUGUAUAUGUUGAAGUGCCAUAAUGAUGUUUGUGAUUGAAAUUUGGUAAUUUGAUAAUACUGUAUAAAUGAUUGCUGGAAGUUUGUGUGAUAAUGUAAACGCCUGAGUAUUUGACAUUGACAUUGCCAUGCCGUUGACUGUGUGGUCAGUUACACACUACAGUCCAUCAUGUGGUGGAAUUUCUGAUAACGAGUACCUGUAAUAAGAAAAGUCAGCAUGGCAUAAGUUUUCUCAUUUGCUGUAUUAACAGAAAUCGCUGUCAUGAGUUGUACUCGAGUAAUCAAAAUGAUUAAUUGUCGACUUUCUGGAAUAAUGUAAAGCCUCGUCUGUUAUAUAAAUUGAUUGUAAGAAUAACACAUGACGUGGCCUGUUUUAUGAGUUGUAAUAACAGACUACACAUGACGUGGCCUGUUUUAUGUGUUGUAAUAACAGACUACACAUGACGUGACCUGUUUUAUGAGUUGUAAUAACAGACUACACAUGACGUGGCCUGUUUUAUGUGUUGUAAUAACAGACUACACAUGACGUGACCUGUUUUAUGUGUUGUAAUAACAGACUACACAUGACGUGGCCUGUUUUAUUGGUUGUAAUAACAGACGACACAUGACGUGGCCUGUUUUAUGUGUUGUAAUAACAGACUGCACAUGACGUGGCCUGUUUUAUGAGUUGUAAUAACAGACUACACAUGGCAAGGAUAUAUUUGUGAUGAAAACCAACAUGUGAUUGUCAAAAUUAAGAAUCACAAAAAACAUUUAAAGUAAUAUUUUUGAAUUGUUGAUAUUGUUAUUAAAAAUAUGUUUAAAAUGAA